Molecule: messenger RNA, 892 nt
Organism: Diversispora eburnea
Lineage: Eukaryota; Fungi; Glomeromycota; Glomeromycetes; Diversisporales; Diversisporaceae
Source: the annotation of a GenBank genome assembly
AUGCCACCUCAAGAUAUGAUAGAAAUUGUUUGUUCCGAAUUAUUAACAUUAUUUCUUCGAGAAUCACCCAGGAUGUAUAUAUUACGUAUUAAUGAUUAUUCCAAAGUAGGAAUUUUUCCUCAAUUAGGAGAAGUUUUAGCUAAUCUUGAAACGACGACGACGAUGACAAGAAAUUGUUUUUCAUCAUUAAAGGGAUUAGAAUGUAGAGAUAAACCAAUGAUGGAUAGUACAUUUAAACAAUUAUCAUUACUUACAACAGAAAUUACACAAUUUUUAAUUAUUGGUAGUUAUAAUACAGAAUCAUUAGCUAACUUAAUAAGAGGACAAAAGAGAAUACAAAAAGUAUGUUUUGAGAACUUUUCAUGUAUUUCUCCUGAAGAAUAUUGGAAACCACCUCCUGAAUGUUCCGAAUGUUCUAAACGUUCUGAUCGUUUAAAAAGUUCAUUCGAAUGUUCUUCGGAAUGUUCAUCAUCAAGAUUAGGAUUAGGAUUACCUGGAGGUGUAGGAUAUGAAAUAUCAAAGAAAGCACAAUUCAUUACUAGUCUUCAUCUAUUAAAUUCUUGUGCAGUAUUAAACAAAUUAUCAGAUUUUGUUAAUUUACGAGAAUUAACAGUUCAAUGUAUAGAAGAACAUAAUUAUCAAACAGCUGGAGGAAAAUUGAGAAAGAUUAUUAUCGAAGGAACGAGAAUUGUUGAUCCACAGAAUAGUGCAAAUCUUGUUAGAUCCAUAGUAAACAAAUGUCCAUAUUUAAAAUCUUGUUCAAUUCCAUUAUCAAAUAAUAAUUCGAGAUUAAUAAUUUUGAUUCUUGAAUUUUGUAAACGAAUUAAAGAUUUAAGACUUUGUGCCAUACCCGAUACCACAUUUACCACAGUAUUGAUUCUUAUUGGAAAUG